This is a messenger RNA of Psilocybe cubensis, 939 nucleotides long. RefSeq lists its product as uncharacterized. The record is from RefSeq and is a predicted model, not a curated record. The transcript is spliced from 2 exons. Lineage: Eukaryota; Fungi; Basidiomycota; Agaricomycetes; Agaricales; Agrocybaceae. Bases 1 to 939 code for a protein of 312 amino acids. Gene Ontology annotation, molecular function: DNA-binding transcription factor activity, RNA polymerase II-specific; zinc ion binding. Gene Ontology annotation, biological process: regulation of DNA-templated transcription.
AUGUUCUUUCAAAAGGAUGCCUCUCCUAGAAAUGGCGACAGCGACUUUCAAAAUGCCGUAAUUGGUGUUGAUUUGCGCCAGAGCAAACAUUCGGACAGCGGUGUUACACCAUCUGAUCACAGUUGGCGAACAGAAGGGAGUGAACUUUCACGAGAGUACUCGACAGGAACGUCUCCUGACUCUCAUGAAAGUAACAAAGAAACACCCUCUCCAAAAUCCCCUUCACACCAACUACACUCGGUCAAACCCCAGCCUUCAGGUCGCCAAAGGACCUCUCAGGCUUGCGAUAAAUGUCGAGAACGCAAAACCAAGUGUUCUGGACAUCGGCCUGUGUGCCUACGGUGUACCAACAGAGGUCUCAUUUGUGAGUAUACGAUGCGUGAGUCAAGAUCGCGUACUCCUGCUCGUUCACGGGUGGCCGUUGUUUCGGAAAUCCCUCAAGCCGAUUAUGCUGGGCAAGGAAGGCCAACUCCUGCCCAUCACUCUCGGAAUGGGGGUGGCCGAACCAACGCAUUUGCACCUCCGACUAGGUCUUACACAGGCACACCUGCGACCCAAACUACAUCAAGACCUUUGCUUCCUAACCCAUCAGCUAAUAGCACAACGGAACCCACCGUUCGUAACAUUUCUGUCCAACAAAGUCAUCGCCCUUACCAACCCCGACAACUUCCUGAUACGUCUACAUCCAACCCAUACAGCGGCCAUGCACCUGUUGCAUCUCCCAAUGCAUCUUAUGACACCAAGGGAGCAUGGUCGUUGUAUGACUCGUCAUUCGACCUGAACUAUAGCUUUGAGUUGCCGUCUGGUGACAAUGACCUAUUUCAACCUUCUCAUCAUUCGUCAAGCGGACAUGAUGAGCGCCAGACUAUGCACUCGGCACUUGCUAGUAUAUCUCUUCCUCAGUCUUCUCUUCGUUUUGACUAUGACUUGUCUAGGUAA